This is a messenger RNA of Metopolophium dirhodum (rose-grain aphid), 1203 nucleotides long. It is a transcript of the gene gdl, whose product is annotated as gonadal protein gdl. Lineage: Eukaryota; Metazoa; Arthropoda; Insecta; Hemiptera; Aphididae. The record is from RefSeq and is a predicted model, not a curated record.
GCACAGUGACGGCGAUCGCGCCGUAUACUGUACAGUCGACGCUCGCGUCGCGACAGACCAAUCGGCGAGUGCGAAGAUUACGACGACACGAAAGAAUAUGUUCGGGUAAGGCGGGACGCGAGCUUUCGCAUAACAAGACGUGCGUCCACAACGGCGGCACCUUAUAGUCUCGAAUAAUAACAAUAACGAUACAUAUAUUGUCGUUGUACGGACGUGUCGCGUUUCCGGCAUAAAGUCCGUCCGCCUGUCCGAUUUCGUGUGCCGUAUAAUACAUAUCCUAUAUAGAGACCGGAAGCGCUUGACGCCGCCGCCAUGGAACAGUUGAACUGGAUGGCGGAAUACGCUGCGUUCGUCAUCAUGCUCGGGCUGUCCGUCGUCAUCGGCCUGUACUACGGGUGCGUCUCCAAACAGAACACCGUCGCCGAUUACCUGUUGGGCGGCAAGCACAUGUCCGUCUUUCCGAUCACCAUGUCGCUGGUCGCAAGGUCUAUGGCCAAGACCCGUAAGUUGAUCUUCGGUUGGAAUUCGAACUGGACAUUUAUUUCCAACUGUUUUCAACAAAACCCGACCUGUGUCCGCUGCCAUGUCAACGUCGGACAACCAGAACGAGACCCAGUCCAGACUCUAUUUUCUCAACGAACAGUUACAGAAAAUGGUCCAUGAGUUACCUAGAAAGUACCAGCAGCGCAUUCCUAACGAACUUCUGUGCGAACUCACCGAAUGUCUGUUAGACAAAACGCUGUAUUCAAUUGUCAAGGAACUGACUGAUAUUCAGCACGUAACAGAGAAACAAAUGUUUCAAAAACGGUUAGAAAUGAUCAAUAAACAUUCCGUUCUGUUUAAGUUGUCAUACAAAAAACUACUGAAGUCAGAUAUGGUUCAGCCUGGCAAGACCGAGAUGAGGCUGAAACUUCAAGCAGAGCACAGAAAAAACUUGAGAGAAUUCGAUAAGAGAAUAGUGACCGAACUUGACGAAAAGCGACGAGAGCAACAGAAUACAUUGCACAUGGCUGGUGUACCAGGAUUUGAUGUCACAGACGAUGCUGGUCGUAUUCAAGUACAGAUACGUUUAUGUGAUUUCAUCAUAAGAUUGAGCCUAAUUGAUAAAAAACCUGAUGAAGUUUAAAAAAUAAAAACAAUAUUGUACAGGAAAAAAUGUAAUUUAACUAAAAAGAAUAAAAAAUAUUGUCCUAAAUUGUUGAA